CCAGAGACCACUGAAAAUGAAUCCUAUGAAGGCUGCUGCUCUUUCUCUUUGUGUUUCCUUCCUCUUUGCGAAUGGUCUUUACGCAGCGGUCCUGGGGUCACUGAAGUACCCUUUCGCCGCGGAUGACCACGAGCUUGUUUCGCAUCUGGAUGUGCAGAAUCGAGGACAACCGAGUGCGAUCCCCAGGAGUGAAAGUCCGCGGAAUGGUACUGCAGUCUACAUACCGUCGUAUAUGAUAUCACUGUACAGGACUCUGUCUCAGCUGGAGAGGAGAGCUAAUAACAGCGUCUCCCGUUCAACAAGGCACGCUAACACUGUCACCAGCUUCAUGGACAUAGGAAAAGACUACCCUACUCUGACGGAGAGCAGGCAGCGCUACGUGUUCGACCUGUCGACUCUUCCCAGGAUGGACGAGCUGGUGGAGGCCGAGCUGCGUGUGCUGAGGAAGACACCGCCCCACCUGCUGCAGCUGCUGUCCGGGGGCGGUAACCUCUACCGGGUCCUGCUCCACCUCUGCUCCCCUGACCACCCGGAACAACAACAACAACAACAACACCGACGACCGAUAAGCUCGCAGACCAUCGACGUCCUAGAUUCCGGCACCGGCGCUGCUCAGUGGGACGUCUUCGACAUCAGUGGCAGCCUGAAGAUGCUGCGGAAGCUUCGGCGUGCCACGGGAGCAGGAGGAGGAGGAGCAGGAGGAGGAGUUCGCGUCGGCGCGUUGAACCCGCUGUGCUUCGACAUGACGGUGGUGUCGGACGCGACUGGUGCGCCGGCCGCGCCCUCUGCCCUGGGGUACGGACGGCAGGCGUGGGUGGAACCCCAGGAGAGGACCCUCUUGGUGGCUUUCACACGCACCCGCCGCAAGGAGAACCUGUUCCGGGAGAUCCGGCAGAAGAUGCGCGGGUCCGGGACGGCCCCAGCAGCGGCGUCCGGCGGCGGCUCCUCUAGCCUGCUGACCGAGCCGCCCUUUGACCCCGGCAUGGAGGGCCGGCGGCCUCGGAGGCGCAGACGCCGCAGGACUGCGCUCACUGGACGGCCGGGCGGGACUGCUGGGGGCGGAGGAGGAGGAGGUGGCGUGGGCGGUGGAGGUGGAGGUGGCAGUGGCGGCAGCGGGGGCCGCCGACGCACCCGCUGCAGCCGCAAGCCGCUGCACGUCAACUUCAAGCAGCUGGGCUGGGACGACUGGAUCAUCGCCCCGCUGGACUACGAGGCCUACCACUGCGAGGGCGUGUGCGACUUCCCGCUGCGCUCGCACCUGGAGCCCACCAACCACGCCAUCAUCCAGACGCUCAUGAACUCCAUGGACCCCGAGGCCACGCCGCCCAGCUGCUGCGUGCCCUCCAAGCUCAGCCCCAUCAGCAUCCUCUACAUCGACUCGGGGAACAACGUGGUGUACAAGCAGUACGAGGACAUGGUGGUGGAGAGCUGCGGCUGCAGGUAGCCCUCAGGGACCUGGGGGGCUGAGGCGCAGCGGGCAGGGCAGGCCAGGCCAGGCCAGGGGUGCAUUUCUCAAAAGAGAAGUUGUUAGCCUGUUAGCAACUUUGGUAGUUGCCAAUGGGAAAAUGCAUUGAAAACGACAAAAUAGCUAAUGUAGUUAGCAACUUUGGUUUCGAGAAAUGCACCCCAGGCUAGGCAAGGCAAGGCAAAGCCAGUCAAGCCCUGCUCUAAGACUUUACCCAGCCCCUGUCUUUGUUGUGUGCUCCACUCCUCUGUCUAAACCCCCCCGCCCCCUCCGACUGUGUUGUUCUUCUUCAUACACUUUUGACACACGGCAUGCCUAUGCUGUGGGGAAAGAAGAAUGGCAUUUGUGUGUGUGUGUGUGUGUGUGUGUGUGUGUGUGUGUGUGUGUGUGUGUGUGUGUGUGUGUGUGUGUGUGUGUGUGUGUGUCUAUGCU
Molecule: messenger RNA, 1897 nt
Organism: Engraulis encrasicolus (European anchovy)
Lineage: Eukaryota; Metazoa; Chordata; Actinopteri; Clupeiformes; Engraulidae
Gene: gdf7
Product: growth differentiation factor 7
Exons: 3
Coding region: 17-1444 (475 amino acids)
Biological process (GO): BMP signaling pathway
Cellular component (GO): extracellular region
Molecular function (GO): growth factor activity; cytokine activity
Source: RefSeq, a predicted model, not a curated record